AGUGAUUGCAGUUUGUGUGAAAGUGGGAUCUCCUCUGUAAUACUUUAGAAAAGACACCUUGCUGUCAGUACAUAAAGAUCAAGAGCGCAUGUUACCCUGAAGAAAAAUAUCUGCACUCAGCGUGUAACCACUGUAGCUAAUGCAAGGCUUCAGCACUGUAAGUAACAGGUUGCCAUUCUGACGACUCAAUGGAAAAAGAUGGCCACUGAAAAGAGAGAUGCCAUAUCUUGGUAUCAAGAGAAGAUUGGGGCCUAUGAUAAGCAAAUAUGGGAAAAAUCUGUGGAACAGACUGAGAUCAAGGGCCUUAGAACCAAACCAAAGAAGAUGGUCAGUAUUAAAUCUGACUUGAUCGAUGUUGAUCUGGUGAGAGGAUCAACAUUUGCCAAAACUAAGCCUGAAAGCCCUUGGACGUCUCUAACUCGGAAAGGCUUAGUGAGAGUGGUUUUAUUCCCAUUGUUUUGCAAGUGGUGGGUGCAGGUGACCAGUCCUGGGGUUUUCAUUUGGUUACUAAUUAUAUACAUUUUGCAAGUAAUGGCUAUUGUCUUUUAUUCCAUGGUGCCUGUUGCUAGCAUAAGUGAGCAGAUAGGACCUUUGUGCCUAAUGCUGCUUCUAGGAACGGUUCAUUGUCAGAUAGUAUCAACAAGAAGUAGCAGGACAUCAGGGAUAGGUGGAAACAAAAGAUUAAGAACAAAGUAUCGGAAAUCAAUGAGCCCUGAUGAAGACAAUACCUUAAAAAAACGUUUUAAAACAACUAGCUCAGGCAACAGAUUUAGAUCUUUUUUAUACAAUAGAGUUAAAACUGAAAACCUAUCAAAAAAGGUGCACAAUAAAGGCGGUUAUCUUCAUAAUGUGCAUACUGUGGCAAGAGACAAAAAUUCUUCCAGACCUGGGAUUCAUCACUGUAAAAAUGAGGCAUCCGAUGCGGAGAAGAGUGAGCUUCGAAUGAAUGGUAAUGGAGUAUGGGAAGAUCUGACAAGUGAAGAAGAUAUAGAUGCAAAGAAUGAAAUGUCAUCCUUAUCUAGAAGCAUUGAAGAGGCCUCAAGUGAUAUUGCAUGCACUUUGACCAAAAGGAAUUUACACUCGGUUGCUAACAGGAGCACUCAGGAAAAAUUAAAAAAGGAAAGCCAGCCUUCCUGGGAGUCAGAUAGCCCUGUUGAGACAGAAGAAGAAUCGUUUUUAAGCCAGGGCUCCAGAUCUGGAAUAAGCUGCAGCUCUCACAGUUACAGCAUCUCCCAUCGAGAUUCAGAAAGCACUCGGCAAGGCUCAGAGACUGAGGAUAUGAUUAUGGAUGACCUCCUGCAUGGCCCCCAGUGCCUAUCAUCAUAUGAGAGUGACAGUGACGACAUCUUCUCCCACAGCUAUAAUGAAGGGAAUAGGAAGGCAUCAACAAAAGAUGUUUUUCAACUGAACCAUUUAUUUUGGCUACAGGACACUAGUCCAACGUCAAAAAAAGUGAGUGCCUUAAUUUGGGAAAGAGAAGAGUGUAAGAAGAUAGAUAUGUCUGUUCUGGAUAUCAGUGGGGUCAUCAUGAAACAAGUGAAUUCCUAUAAACAUGGGUUGGGCUAUCAGAUGUUGGGAAACCUUGUCACUCUGUGUCUGGCUAUUUUUCCAUUCCUGUUCAAUCUUUGCCAUUCCCGUGAUGUAGAGCAUAUCAUUUCAGUGUCAAGAGAGGAGCUCCUUGAAGUUUUUUGUGGGGGAACUCCAACGCCUCUUGUCCUGACGCUCUCCUUCAUUAACUUUGUGCUGCGUGCAUGCCUUACUUGGAUCUUUUUCUUCUUCAUGUGUGUGGCUGAAAGAACAUACAAACAGAGAUUCCUGAUAGCCAAGUUGUUCAGCCAUUUGACGUCAGCUAGGAAAGCCCUGAAGUACGAAAUUCCUCACUUCAGACUAAAUAAGGUGCAAAAUAUAAAGAUGUGGCUCUCAUUGCGUUCAUAUCUAAAGAGAAGAGGACCCCAAAGGUCUGUGGAUGUGAUUGUGUCUUCAGUCUACCUAGUUACCCUUUCCAUUGCAUUCAUUUGUUGUGCUCAGGUCUUACAUGGAUAUACCACUUUUCUGAAUUCUGUAUAUAACUGGGAAUUCUUGAUUUGGGAGACAGCACUCCUGAUUUUCCUUCUGCGCCUGACUUCUCUGGGCUCUGAAACAAACAAAAAAUAUAGCAAUGUUUCAGUCCUACUUACCGAAGAGAUUAAUGUAUACCUUAAAAUGGAAAAGAAACCAAACAAAAAAGAAAAACUUUCUUUAGUAAAUAAUGUCCUAAAGCUAUCGUCCAAACUCAUCAAAGAAAUUGACACACCUUUUCGACUGUAUGGCCUUGAUGUGAACCCUUUAAUCUACAAUAUAACACGUGUAGUCAUCCUUUCUGCUGUGUCAGGUGUUGUGAGCGACCUUUUAGGAUUUAACAUCAGGCUGUGGAAAAUAAAGCCAUGAACCUACUGAAAAGAAAAUGUUUCAACCUGUCAAGUCAAAGUGCUCCAAGUCUCCAUAUUCUCACACUGUUCAGUGAAAACAUGUUUAACUGGGUAUACUAUAUAAACCAUGCCAAUCCUUCAGCAUGUAUCAUUAAAAACAAUGUGUUUAUAGGCUAACCAGAUGCAGAUAAACUUAAUGACUAAAAUCUUGAAAGAAACUUUACUUUUGUAGUUAUUUAUUUUUUUAUUUUCUUUUGUAUACAGAAAACUAUAUAUUUGUGAAAUGUUUUCAACAAUAUGUAAUAAACCUCACUUUGUAUAACCAACUGAAGUAAAUAAAAUUUACAAACAUUAUA
Molecule: messenger RNA, 2764 nt
Organism: Xenopus tropicalis (tropical clawed frog)
Lineage: Eukaryota; Metazoa; Chordata; Amphibia; Anura; Pipidae
Gene: phtf1
Product: putative homeodomain transcription factor 1
Exons: 19
Coding region: 199-2427 (742 amino acids)
Cellular component (GO): membrane; endoplasmic reticulum
Source: RefSeq, a predicted model, not a curated record